AUGGGCGCGAGGACGAGCGACCGCGCGCGUCGUCCGCGCGCGAACGCGUCGUCGACGGGUUCGAGCGAGACGUCGACACGUCGAGCGACGGGACGUCGACCGAGACAGAGCGCGCGCGCGAGCGCGAGACGAGGGGCGAUCGAGUGGAGACGCGCGAGGGAGACCGAGGGUAGAAAUAUCACCGCGAGGUCUCCACCGCGAGCGAACGCGAUAUCGCCCACGGAGGAGCUGGGAGAGCGCGAGCGCGAGGGCGCUCGCGCUGGCGCGGACGAGCCCGGGACGACGCUGGCGCCGCAGACGACGACGAGCGAUUACAAUCGUGAAAUCGAGGACGAAGCGAUGAGGAGUGGUCUGGAUGAAGUCACUGAAAAGGCGAGCAUGGCGAGCGUGAUUGCGCUAAUCGUGGGCAGCACCGUUGGAGCGGGCGCUCUUGCGCUCCCGGAAGCCACGGCGCCGUCCGGGAUAGUUCCAGCGGGAGGCGCCUUACUGGGGGUGUGGAUCAUGCUGGUGUGUGACGCGCUACUGAUCGCUGAGGUCAAUCUUAAGAUGAUGCGAGAGCGGGACGAAGAGCGAUUGAUUCACGGGAGAGGACACAGCCCGGUUGUGAUUCCCCUGAACGAGAUGGCCGAGCGCACUCUGGGAGAGCAAGGUCAGGUCCUCAUGAACAGCAUCUAUGGAGCCGUGUCGCUCACGAUACUCGUCGCCUACAUCAACAAAGCUGGAGAUUUACUGAACGGGGUCACCGGCAUCGAUGCCGCCGUGGUCGCCACGGCGUUCACCGUCGUGUUUGGAGGCCUCGUGUGCGUCGGAGGAACAAAACUCGCUAAUUCAAUCAACCAAACUUUAACGUACGUCUGCCUCAUCGCGUUCUGUAUGUUCUUGGGGGCUGGAUCACUUUACGCUCACUGGAGUGACGCUCCGUGGACGGGCUCGAUGAGCGCAGUUCCGGAGGCUAUUCCAAUCAUCUUUUUGACCCUCGUGUUUCAUGAUUUGGUGCCUGUCGUCUGUUCUAUGCUUGAAGGCGACGCAGCGAAAAUUAGGAAGGGUAUUUUGAUCGGCUCGGCGAUUCCUCUCGUGAUGUUCGAACUCUGGGAUACCAUCGCCCUCGCGGUUGCCGCGGGAGACGUUGGCAAGGAUCCUCUGGAUAUCAUCUCCGCCGACGUCGGCGGUGCAGCAUCAGUGAUGCUGGGCACCUUUGGCAUCGCCGCGCUCGCCACAUCGUUCAUCGGCUGUGUCCUAGGAAUAUCUUCCGCCGCGCAGCCGUUCGUGGAUGAUAUUUUGCUCAAGUUGGACGAACCACCAGAAGAUGCGAGGAUGACGCACGCUUUGUUCGAGGCUUUGGACACAUAUGAUGCAGAGCGGAAGCCUGGCGCUCCGAGCGCGUCGCGUUUACUCACCUUCGGCGGUAUCGUCACCGUUCCGCUCGCUAUCGCGGCGUCAUUUCCGAACAUAUUCUUACCUCUCAGUGGUUUCGUCAGUGCGUAUGGGAUGACGACAAUUUACGGUGUUAUGCCACCCCUCAUGGCACUGAGCCUGAGACGCGAGUCGCGCAAGUACGGAGAAGAUCCGUCUACGUCUGCGAAUAUAUCGCUCCCUGGGGGUGAACCCACCCUUAUCACUCUCAUCGCUAGCGCAGUGAUGAUCACUAUAGAUAAAAUGUACGAUGAUGUCUCCGCCCUAUGCGGGGGAUCUAUUUUUGCGAGUGCGAGCGUCGCCGAUGUCGCAGAUAUCGCCUCGCUCGCUCCCGUGUUGUCUUAG
Ostreococcus tauri is the source of this 1758-nucleotide messenger RNA. RefSeq names its product Tryptophan/tyrosine permease. The transcript has a single exon. NCBI's taxonomy places the organism in Eukaryota, Viridiplantae, Chlorophyta, Mamiellophyceae, Mamiellales, Bathycoccaceae. The record is from RefSeq and is a predicted model, not a curated record. The coding region runs from base 1 to 1758 and encodes 585 amino acids. Gene Ontology annotation, biological process: amino acid transmembrane transport.